CUGUGGUGCUUCAAAGACGAGUGAAAAGUGAAAGUCACCGGUGACCUCCUGGACAUUCUGAAGACAAACCCUCACGAGUGAAGAUCAGAGUUUGAAACAUGUGAAACUGAUCAGUGCAGAAAGUCUUUCUGAGAACAACCCGAGAACGACUGCAGACGACUGAGAGUGAACAAACAGCACCAGGAGCCAUCAUGCCGGGACCACAAGACCCAAAGGGAGAAGAUUUCUCAACUGCCAUUCUGAAGCAGAAACACAGACCCAACAGACUUGUUGUGGAUGAAGCUCUUAACGAAGACAGCAGCAUCGUCAGUCUGUCGCAGAAUAAAAUGGAGGAACUGCAGCUCUUUCGUGGGGACACGGUGGUGUUGAAAGGGAAGAAACGACGUGAAACAGUGUGCAUCGUUUUGACUGAUGAUACCUGUGGAGAUGAUCGAGUACGCAUGAAUCGUGUCACACGCAACAACCUGCAAGUGCGUCUCGGUGAUGUCAUCAGUAUCCAUGCCUGCCCUGAUAUCAAGUAUGGGAAACGGAUCCAUGUUCUUCCUAUAGAUGACACCAUUGAGGGAUUGACAGGGAACCUCUUUGAAGUUUUUCUCAAACCCUACUUUCUGGAGGCGUAUCGGCCGAUUCACAAAGGUGACAUCUUCCAAGUGAGGGGCAGCAUGCGAGCAGUAGAGUUCAAGGUGGUGGAGACUGACCCCAACCCUCACUGCAUUGUCGCUCCAGACACCGUCAUCUACUGUGAGGGAGAGCCAAUCAAAAGAGAGGAGGAGGAGGAGAGUCUUAAUGACAUUGGGUAUGAUGACAUCGGAGGCUGUCGAAAGCAGCUGGCCCAGAUCAAAGAGAUGGUAGAGCUUCCUCUCAGACACCCGGGUCUCUUCAAGGCUAUUGGAGUUAAGCCCCCCAGGGGUAUCCUUUUGUAUGGCCCUGCAGGCACAGGAAAGACUCUGGUUGCGCGGGCUGUAGCCAACGAAACUGGUGCCUUCUUCUUUCUGAUCAAUGGGCCUGAGAUCAUGAGCAAACUAGCAGGAGAGUCAGAGAGCAACUUAAGAAAGGCAUUUGAAGAGGCAGAGAAAAACGCCCCAGCCAUCAUCUUUAUUGAUGAACUGGAUGCCAUUGCUCCAAAAAGAGAGAAGACCCAUGGUGAGGUGGAGAGGCGCAUCGUGUCCCAGUUGCUGACUCUGAUGGAUGGUCUGAAGCAACGAGCACAUGUGGUUGUAAUGGCAGCCACAAACCGGCCAAACAGUGUGGACCCUGCUCUAAGACGCUUUGGCAGGUUUGACCGUGAGAUAGAUGUUGGAAUCCCAGAUUCAACUGGCAGACUGGAGAUCCUGCAGAUUCACACCAAAAACAUGAAACUGUCUGAUGAUGUGGACUUAGAGAGGAUAGCCGCAGAGACUCACGGCCAUGUGGGAGCCGACCUGGCUGCUCUUUGCUCAGAAGCUGCUCUACAAGCCAUCCGAAAAAAGAUGAUCCUCAUAGACCUGGAAGAUGACUCCAUUGAUGCAGACCUGCUCAACUCACUGGCUGUAACCAUGGAUGACUUCAAGUGGGCUCUAAGUCAGAGCAAUCCAUCAGCCCUGAGGGAGACUGUGGCAGAAGUGCCUCAGGUUAACUGGGAAGACAUCGGAGGACUGGAAGAAGUCAAGCGAGAAUUGCAAGAGCUUGUUCAGUAUCCAGUUGAGUACCCAGACAAGUUCCUGAAGUUUGGGAUGACCCCUUCAAGGGGGGUGCUGUUCUACGGUCCACCAGGCUGUGGGAAAACCCUACUAGCUAAAGCUAUCGCCAAUGAAUGUCAAGCAAACUUUGUCUCCAUUAAAGGACCCGAGAUGCUCACCAUGUGGUUUGGAGAAUCAGAGGCCAAUGUCAGAGAUGUCUUUGAUAAGGCCAGGCAAGCAGCCCCUUGCAUCUUGUUUUUUGAUGAGUUAGACUCCAUUGCCAAGUCCAGAGGGGGCGGGGCUGGAGAUGCAGGAGGUGCUGCUGACAGAGUCAUCAACCAGAUACUUACAGAGAUGGAUGGCAUGUCUGACAAAAAGAAUGUUUUCAUCAUAGGUGCCACAAACAGGCCGGAUAUCAUAGAUCCAGCCAUCCUGCGACCAGGCCGUUUAGAUCAGCUCAUCUACAUUCCCCUCCCAGACAAGCCUUCACGUACUGCCAUCUUGCACGCCAAUCUACGCAAAUCACCUGUUGCACGCGAUGUGGACUUGGAAUACCUGUCUGGCAUCACAGAUGGCUUUUCUGGGGCUGACCUAACAGAAAUCUGUCAGCGAGCCUGUAAACUGGCAAUCCGGGAGGCCAUCGAGGCUGAGAUUAAAGCUGAAAGACAGAGGCAAAGCAGACCAGGCGUGUCCAUGGAUGAGGACUAUGAUCCGGUUCCAGAGAUCAGGAAGGACCACUUUGAGGAGGCAAUGCGAUUUGCUCGCCGCUCUGUUAGUGACAACGACAUUCGUAAAUAUGAGAUGUUUGCUCAAACACUGCAACAGAGCCGGGGAUUUGGAAACUUCAGGUUCCCAUCCAACACCCAGUCCAGUGGUCAGGGGUCAGGGUCUGGAUCAGGGAGGCCAGGCCUGUACAGGGAUGAAGGUGAUGACGACCUCUAUCACUGACAAGGACUCAAGUUGAGAAGCUGCUUCACUUCCUUAUACUCGUGGACAGUUCAAGAUACUGUACAACAGCACACAAACACAUAAAACGUCAAGGGUGUAAAACACACAAACACCUAAAAUGUCAGGGGUU
Messenger RNA from Thalassophryne amazonica, 2736 nucleotides. RefSeq lists its product as uncharacterized. Gene Ontology annotation, cellular component: VCP-NPL4-UFD1 AAA ATPase complex; nucleus; cytosol. NCBI's taxonomy places the organism in Eukaryota, Metazoa, Chordata, Actinopteri, Batrachoidiformes, Batrachoididae. The record is from RefSeq and is a predicted model, not a curated record. Bases 192 to 2606 code for a protein of 804 amino acids. The transcript has 18 exons. Gene Ontology annotation, molecular function: ATP binding; ATP hydrolysis activity; polyubiquitin modification-dependent protein binding. Gene Ontology annotation, biological process: retrograde protein transport, ER to cytosol; autophagosome maturation; mitotic spindle disassembly.